Molecule: messenger RNA, 1193 nt
Organism: Stegodyphus dumicola
Lineage: Eukaryota; Metazoa; Arthropoda; Arachnida; Araneae; Eresidae
Product: sulfotransferase 1B1-like
Molecular function (GO): sulfotransferase activity
Source: RefSeq, a predicted model, not a curated record
AGGGUACCAUUACCACAAAAUGUCUGAAGAAGGUGGAAGCAAGAAUUAUGAGUUGCAGAUAGUGAGAGGUCUGCCUUUUCCAGCAGUCAAAUGGUUUAACAAAAAAAACAUUGAAGAUGCAUUAGACUACAUGCCUCAGGAUGGAGACAUCAUCAUUGCUUCUUAUCCUAAAACAGGAACUACAUGGCUCCAAUACAUCGUCCUGCAAAUACUUUCAAAAGGUGAUUUAUUCCCCAGCUUUGAUGACGUCACAUACCAUGUAGUUCCAUUUAUGGAAAUGACUGGAAUUGCAGCCGUAGAAGCCUUAAGAAACCCUAGAGUAUAUAAACACCACAUUCCCUACAAUAUGGUGCAAAAAAAUCCGAAAUCCAAAUGUCUCUAUAUUUAUCGAAACCCUGAGGAUACUGUGGUAUCUUUUUUCCAUUUUAUGCAAAAUAUGCAGGAAGAAGAAAAGAAUUUCAGUGAUUUUUUUGAGCAGUUCCUUACCGGAAAUAUAGGAUACGGACGUUAUUUUGAGCAUAUCCUCUCCUUCCUAGAGCAUAAAGAUGAUGAAAACUUGCUACUUAUAUCCUAUGAAAAAUUACACAAAAACAGGAAAGAAGAAAUUUUAAGAAUAGCGAAGUUUCUUGGUGAGAAUUACUUUCAGCGACUUCUGGAGGAUGAAUCAGUAAUACGUAAAGUAAUUGAGCAUACUAGUUUUGACUACAUGAAAAAAAACUUAACCUUAACUCAUCCGCAAAAAAAAGAUGAAGGUGAAGGUUUGAAGACAGUUGCCUUUUUUAGAAAAGGAAUUGUUGGUGAUGGAAAAAAAAUGCUGUCGACUGAACAGCAGAAGAGAUUAAGAGAAGUUGCAGAAAAAGUAAUGGAUGGAACAGAAGUGAUCAAAGAGUGGAUGGGAGAGUGAACUAAAAUAUAGAUAUCUGUGCUUUUUUACAGCAUGACUUCCAAACCAUGGGAAAUGCAAUGCACCAAGAAUAGCCUUUUUUUCUGCAGCAUUUAUACUGAAUUUAAUAGGAAAGACAGUAAACUUGUAAAUUAAGCAAGUUAGAGAUAUAAUAUUUAAAAAACAGAAUUAUGAUUUGCAGUCAAACUGUGUCAAACUAAUUAUUUCCAUUUUAAUAAUUUGUAAAAAAGGAAAAAAUAAAUUGCUUGGAAAAAAAACUGCAGCACUAAAAAUAAAAUUCCAAAUAUAA